Molecule: messenger RNA, 1544 nt
Organism: Nerophis ophidion (straightnose pipefish)
Lineage: Eukaryota; Metazoa; Chordata; Actinopteri; Syngnathiformes; Syngnathidae
Gene: rab32a
Product: RAB32a, member RAS oncogene family
Exons: 3
Coding region: 200-841 (213 amino acids)
Biological process (GO): vesicle-mediated transport
Cellular component (GO): trans-Golgi network; Golgi apparatus; vesicle
Molecular function (GO): GTPase activity; GTP binding
Source: RefSeq, a predicted model, not a curated record
UCGCAUGUGGACCAGAUCAGUAGAGUCGGUCCCAGCCCACAUUUCCUUCCUUCUUUUCUCUUCCCAUCUCUCUCUCCUUCUCUCGCCCCUUCGUUAUUUUGGUGGGAAAAGCCUCUUCUGUCCUCACGCCCCAUGUUAGUCGGCUAGUCUGAACAAGUCAGCCAACGCAGCGCCAAAAGUUGUUUUUGAGGUCGCCGUCAUGGGCGGAGGUUCGGUGUCGGAGUGCAAGGAGUUUUUGUUCAAGGUGCUGGUGAUCGGCGAGCUGGGCGUGGGCAAGACCAGCAUCAUCAAGCGCUACGUGCACCAGCUCUUCUCCCAGCACUACCGCGCCACCAUCGGCGUCGACUUCGCCCUCAAAGUCAUCAACUGGGACAGCAAGACGCUGGUCCGCCUGCAGCUGUGGGACAUCGCAGGUCAGGAGCGCUUCGGAAACAUGACCAGGGUCUACUACAAAGAGGCCGUGGGGGCGUUCGUGGUGUUCGACGUGACAAGGGGCUCCACGUUCGAGGCCGUGUCCAAGUGGAAGCACGACCUGGACAGCAAGGUGAAGCUGGCCAACGGUGGCCCCAUCCCCUCGGUGCUGCUGGCCAACAAGUGUGACCAGAAGAAGGAAGGCUCCAACAACAUGGCCCUCAUGGACAAUUUCUGCAAAGAGGCUGGAUUCUUGGGGUGGUUUGAAACCUCGGCCAAGGACAACAUCAAUGUGGAUGAAGCGGCACGAUUCCUGGUGGAGAGCAUCUUGGCAAACGACAAGGGUUUGCCCUACGAGGAGAGCAACGGAGACCGCAUCAAACUAGACCAGGAAAACGUGGUGGCUGAGAGCAAACCAGGCUGCUGCUAACACUCACUCCUUUAACCUUGAAGACGACACACAGGUCCACAGCCCUUUAAGCGCGAGCCACAGGGCAAACGCUAACUGUACAGAAGGACCCAUGCUUGUUAAACUUUUUUUUUUUUAUCCUAACCUUUCCAAAGCAGACUAUAUGCUUUUCAAAAAUACUGCAAUAGCCUCUAUCAUACUGCUGAACCGUUCUGUUUAAUCCACCAUUAACACAAAAAUUUAAAUACUUGAAAUUGCUUUGUCAGACUCUGGACUUUACCUGACAACAAGGUUUAGGGCUCAGCACUGUGCCUUUUUAUCCAGAAAACACUCCUCGCUGCCUUUUAUUUCGCUGACGUAGAAUGUAUUGAUUACACACUUCACUUUUAGGUGUUUUUGCAAUUAAUGUUUUUUAAAAAAUGAAGUGCACUCAUGUCUUUCUUUGAUUUUGCUAUUGUCUAACAUGAGACCACAGUUAAGUAUUAACAAUGUGUUUUUGUGUGUCAUGGUACUGCAAGUCCACCAAUAGUGGCCUCUUUCUGCUGCUCUCUGCAGUUAAGUCAAUAGCGAUGAUUUUUUUUUAAUGCAUCAGACCUCAUGGAUCAUUUAGGUCUCAGAAUAAGGAAAACAAAAAGUAUUCUGUCGUGUUUUUUUGUUGGGUUUACAUGCAAAAAAUAUGUUAAGAGAGAGAUGCUGUCUUGAUUAAAUGUAUUUAUCUUCCUCA